Molecule: messenger RNA, 702 nt
Organism: Rotaria sp. Silwood2
Lineage: Eukaryota; Metazoa; Rotifera; Eurotatoria; Philodinida; Philodinidae
Source: the annotation of a GenBank genome assembly
AUGGGAUGGGUUUCGUUUACUGAACUAGCGUCGAUGGAUUGCCGUGGAAUUAUGUUUGAUGUAACUGAUGGAGUUUCAUCACCUAGUCUGGUUUGUUUACCGCCACAAAAAUUUUUCGAGUACGAACAUGACAGUCGUGAUCACACAUUAGGUCGCAUUGGAGAUAAAAUGGUUAAAUUAGAUGGAUCAUUGAUUUCAACGUUUCUUCAUAAAAGUCAAAUUCGACUUAAAUCAAAAGCAAGUCUUGAUUCCCAACAAGUGCGAUUAGCAGAAUCUUGUCUGUAUCAAAAUUCUCAACUCCGUAGAGAGAUUCAAUCACUUGCUGAACAAGGCUAUACGAUUAAUUUUGAAUUGACAUCUCCUCGAAACCGCAUUGUGAUACCUUACACAAUCGAUCAGCUUACUCUUCUAUCCAUUCGAUCCCAUAUUACAGGUGAACAUUUAUUUGGAACUCGACUUGCUCAAUUUCUUCAAGACAAAUAUCCUGCAAUGCUAGCAAAUAUGGUUUCGUACGAGAACUGUUCGAAUAGUGUCGACACUUGUGAGAAACAUCUGCAAUUCAUCGAAACAAUUCGUCAAGAAACGACAGGAGAAGGCUAUGUGGUUGAAAUAGAAUUAAAUGACGGAACAUCCUAUUUAACUAAAGUCAAGAAUUCAAACUUUCUCCAACUCGAAAUGAAAAAAAAGAAUCCCAAUCUUUGA